AAGGAAGAUUAUCCCCCAUGUGUGACUUCAAUAAAGUCUAUACUCAUUGUUUAACUAAUACACCACCAAAUUGUUUAGUACUCUAGGUUUUUGUGGGUACACAUUCAGAUCUCCAUGUUAGUUCACUUUCGUAGACAUGAAUUUGAACUACAUUAGAGUACAAUCCAUUUGUUGAUUUCAGUUAUUGCUGUUGUAAUGCUGUUAUUACAGCUGUUUUGUUGCUGUAGCUCUUGUAACUUAGUUUGAUUUUUAGUCUAAUAAAAAGAAACAGUCAUCUAAAUUUAGUCAAUUUAGUCUCGUGGACGUUAAAAUAAUUUCUUCUUCUAAUCAAGCUCCAAAAUUCUAACACAGUCGCAAGUCGCAUCGGAAGUUCCGCUAAGCCUGGGUUGCUUAAGCUCUUAAGUCUUAAAAUGGCAAAGGCUGCGCAACAUAUUUGGUGAGAUUUGUAUGCAGAAGGGUGGAGCAGGGAAGUGAUUGGCUUGAACUGGAUUAAUGUUCAAAUGAAGAAAAACUUUACUAUUUUAGUUCAAUCCGAACUACCCCAAAAUGGCGGAGAUCUACUUAGUAAGAGACUGUAUUUGUCGUUGAUGGGCUUCUAUUUGGCCAGUUAAGCUGAUAUAUCUUGUGAGCAGUUCUAUCUAAAAAUGGCUUAUUCUCUUUCAGCCAUAUUAAAUAUACAAUCAGGGCAGUUAGUUUUACUAGCUUUUACAUUGGCGAUUGCCAGUUUCUAUGCUGGCACAUUAUUUGGAACAAAGCAGGUUAUUUUUAUGCAAGAUACCUCGAUCUCAACUGGUAAGAAGUGGUUGACUAACAAAGUGGAUCUUACUUUUAGGGCUGACAUACCACAGAUACCUGAAAGGGGGAUGAAUGUUUGCCCCUCUAAUUACACUGAGUACAUUCCUUGUCAUGAUUUAAACUAUGUCAGAAACUCAUUGAAAAAUCUUGAUUAUUCCCGAAAACAGCAUCUUGAAAGGCAUUGCCCCCUACCUAAGGAUCGACCAUUUUGCCUGAUACCUCCUCCUAAAGAGUACAAGAUCCCACUGCCAUGGCCAAUUAGUAGAGACUAUGUGUGGCGAAGCAAUGUAAAUCACUCAAAACUCGCAAAAGUCAAAGGUGGGCAAAACUGGGUGCAUGAGCAAGGUAAAUUCUGGUGGUUCCCUGGUGGUGGCACUCAUUUCAAGCACGGGGCUUCAGAUUACAUACACAGGUUGGGAAAUAUGACAACCAAUGGCACAGGGGAUCUACAAGCUGCUGGGGUGGUGCAAGUUCUAGAUGUUGGCUGUGGUGUUGCAAGUUUUGCAGCUUAUCUCCUUGAAUUGGAUAUACAGACAAUGUCAUUUGCUCCAAGGGAUGAGCAUGAGAAUCAAAUUCAGUUUGCUCUUGAACGAGGAAUCAGUGCGAUGAUUGCAAUCCUGGGAACAAUACAGCUACCCUAUCCAAGCAAUUCGUUUGAAAUGGUUCAUUGUUCACGUUGUCGUGUUGAUUGGCAUGAAAAUGAUGGCAUUCUGCUGAAAGAAGUGGACCGACUUUUGAGACCAAAGGGCUACUUUGUUUAUUCUGCACCACCUGCUUACAGGAAGGAUAAGGACUUCCCACUUCAAUGGGAGAAGAUGACAAAUCUGACAAAUUCAAUGUGCUGGAAACUGAUUGCACGCCAAAUUCAAACAGCAAUUUGGUUUAAGCCAGGUGACAGGGAAUGCCAACUUCAGAAAGCACAGUCAAAAAGCUUGGUUUUAUGUGACCAGUCAGAUGAUCCAGAUCAAUCAUGGAAUAAAACUUUACAAAAUUGCUUAACUUUAAGUCCCAAAAAAGAAAGUAUUCAGCAACUUCCUCCCUUGCGAGAGCGCCUAUCAGCCUUUCCUAAACGACUUGAGAAAACAGGAAUCACUGCUAUGGAUUUCAGUGCAGAUACAGCAUUUUGGCAGAAGCAAGUAGAAGAAUACUGGAACCUUUUGAAUGCUAGUGAGCAUGAUAUUCGGAAUGUAAUGGAUAUGAAUGCUCUCUAUGGUGGGUUUGCCGUUGCUUUAAGCAUGAAACCAGUUUGGGUCAUUAAUGUAGUUCCUUCAACCUUGAGAAAUACAUUACCUGCAAUCUAUGAUAGAGGCUUGAUUGGUUCCUUUCAUGAUUGGUGUGAGCCAUUUUCUACUUAUCCACGAACAUAUGAUUUGCUCCAUGCAUUCCGAUUAUUCUCACAUUAUAAAGAUCGUGGUAGAGGUUGCCGUAUAGAAGAUAUAUUACUGGAGGUGGAUCGCAUUCUACGCCCAUUGGGAUUUCUCAUCAUCAGAGAUGACUCCUCCAUAGUCUCAACCAUUGUAGAUAUUGCACCUAAAUUUCUUUGGGAUGCAAAAGUGCAUUAUUUGAAAGGCAAUGGAAACCAAGGAGAACUGCUGCUGAUUUGCCAAAAGAAAUUUUGGAUAACAGUGUGAUCUGUAAAGUGCAGUGACAUUUUUUAUAACAUGAGAAUUCACUAACAGCUGCACAGAUUUCAUGCCCUAAAUCUUUGGUAGGACAGAUGAAGAUCAAUGGUCAGUUCUGCAGGAACACACGACUGCUUUGUCCUUAUUCUUGACAUGUCUGCUUGAACAACUCCGUAACUGCUUUGUCUAUCUUCAUUUUUGUUUCUACCAUAGUAGAAACAAUCAAGCAAGCAAAAUUUUUAUUUCCAGGCUCUUCCAGUCCUAGUUUCCAGAUAUAACUUUGAUGUCUGUAAGAGAGAAAACAUGAUGUGCUAUUUGAAUCAGGCAACCAUAUGUUGCAAGCUUAUCACCAGGUUUGUAAGAUGGCAUUUUGGCUUAUUAGGUGCAAGCCAGAUAUUGUUUGAACUUUGGGCACAUUUCAUAAUUGGUAGAACUUGUCUUGAACUGGAUGUAUUGUAAGAGAAGUACUCUGAUAAGAGCAUAUAGCUCACAUUCUGGUAUUGGGGUUUUAUAUUAAAUAAGGUGGGAAUUAUACUCAGUAGUCCAA
This is a messenger RNA of Cryptomeria japonica (Japanese cedar), 2964 nucleotides long. Its product is annotated as probable methyltransferase PMT7. Gene Ontology annotation, cellular component: cytoplasm; endosome; trans-Golgi network. The transcript has 8 exons. Lineage: Eukaryota; Viridiplantae; Streptophyta; Pinopsida; Cupressales; Cupressaceae. The record is from RefSeq and is a predicted model, not a curated record. Gene Ontology annotation, molecular function: methyltransferase activity. Bases 645 to 2426 code for a protein of 593 amino acids.